This is a messenger RNA of Cavenderia fasciculata, 1959 nucleotides long. It is a transcript of the gene pufA, whose product is annotated as RNA binding protein. The record is from RefSeq and is a predicted model, not a curated record. Gene Ontology annotation, molecular function: mRNA 3'-UTR binding. The transcript has a single exon. Gene Ontology annotation, biological process: post-transcriptional regulation of gene expression. Gene Ontology annotation, cellular component: cytoplasm. NCBI's taxonomy places the organism in Eukaryota, Evosea, Eumycetozoa, Acytosteliales, Cavenderiaceae. The coding region runs from base 1 to 1959 and encodes 652 amino acids.
AUGGAUAAUUCCAAGGACCAUUACAUGAUGCAACAACAACCUCAUCAUCAACAACAACAUCAUCAUCACCAACAACAACCACAUCCACAACAGCAACAACAUCGUAUGCAACAAGGUGGAUACCAACAACAACAACAACAACACCAUAUGCCACAACAACAAUCGAUCAAUGUUAAUAAUAAUAAUAAUAAUAAUAAUCAAAAUAAUAAUUAUAUAUAUAACGCACCACCACAACAACAACAACAACAGAGAGGCAUUCCACGACCAUUAGAUGAUAUGUCAAAUAAACAACAACAACGUAAGCUUGGAUCAUCCCCUGGCGUUAAUCCACCAAUCUUGUUAAAUAAUCAACAACAAAACCACCCGAACUAUAACAACAACCAACAACAACAACAACCAUUCAUGAACCCAUCAGUGCAACAACAAUCAUAUAAACAACAACAACAACAACAACAUUCGAACCUUGUGAAUAGUCAAAACCAACCAAAUCAUCAUCAUCAACAACAGCAACAACAUCAUAUGGAUGAAUACUCAAAUAUGAUUCCACAACACCAAUCUCAUCAACAACAACAUCAUCACUCUGGUCCACAACAUCACCAAUCAAAUCAAUCUCAACCACAACAACAAGGCAAUAAUUCUCAUCACCAUCAUCAUCAUCACCAAUCAAAUCAACAACAACAACAGGCACCAACACCACAACAACAACCUCAACAACAACAACAACAACCAACGGUCACUGUUUCUCCAACCUAUUCUUCGGUUACUUCACCUCCUACAACUGUUGUUGUAAGUCCAUCACAACAAGUCACACCACCACCACCACCACCACCAGCACAACCCUCAACAGUUCCUCCAACUCAAUCAUCUCCUGCAUCAUCUGCAUCUGCAUCAUCUACUCAAUCAUCUGCAUCUGCCUCUGCAUCAAGAUCACAAUUACUUGAAGAUUUUAGAUCACAAAAGAUGAAACUUGAACUUGUUGACAUUAAAGGCCAUAUUGCCGAGUUUAGCAAAGAUCAAGUUGGUUCACGUAUCAUUCAACAAAAGAUUGAAAAUGCCAACGCCGAGGACAAGCAACUUGUAUUUGACGAGGUUAUAGUGGCCGUGCACUCUUUGAUGACCGAUGUAUUUGGCAACUAUGUGUUGCAAAAGUUCUUUGAACACGGAAGCUCUGACCAAAAGCGUAUCCUUGCCGAGAAGCUAAAGGGCAACAUUCUUUUACUUGCAUUGCAGAUGUAUGGCUGCCGUGUCAUCCAAAAGGCCAUAGAAUCGAUCGAACUCGACCAACAGAUAAUGUUGAUCCAGGAAUUGGAUGGCCACAUUGUACAGUGCGUCACCGAUCAAAACGGAAACCAUGUCAUCCAAAAGUGCAUCGAAAAGAUCCCCACCAACCUCAUCCAGUUUAUCAUUGACUCGUUCAACGGACACAUCUACCACCUGGCCACACAUCCCUACGGAUGUCGUGUCAUCCAGCGCAUACUCGAACACUGCUCCGAGCAGCAGGUGGCGCCCAUCCUCGAGGAGCUGAUGCGUUGCGCCGUCUCGCUCGUCCAGGACCAGUAUGGCAACUAUGUCAUCCAACACGUCCUCGAGCACGGCACGCAGUCUGACAAGUCUGCCAUUGUACAGAAACUUCACAACCAGGUCUACCAACUGUCGCAACACAAGUUUGCCAGCAACGUCAUCGAGAAGUGUGUACAGUACGGCUCUACCGCCGAACGUGCCAUGAUCAUCAACGAGAUUCUCGGUGACCAGAGUGGCACCACUUCAAGCGCCAUGCUCAAGGUUCUCAAAGACCCCUACGCCAACUAUGUCAUCCAAAAAAUACUAGACAUUGUAGACCAGUCCCAACGUGAGAUGAUCAUCCAGCGUAUUCAACCCUACAUUGCUACCCUUCGUAAAGUUACUUAUGGUAAACAUAUUAUUUCUAGAAUUGAAAAGAUUUCUACAAAUAUGAAUUAA